CACAGCAGAAAUCGGUGGUUGGGCAGCUUUAAAAUUGCCGGUAGCCAGAGCUUAGUUUGAUACAUCAUGCUAAAGCCGUGAUUAUAUCUCUCGUGAAUCUGUUUGAGGGGACCAUGCUCGCAGCAUGAACUCUGCCAUUGAUGUGUGCAGCUAUACCAAUUAUACCAGUCUAUCCGAGUGUUUAUACUCCAUGUAGAACACCGCCAUUUUGAGUGUUACAGGUAAAUUGAAUCCAGUGUUUCGUCCCGUUCAUUGCGUAGUACAGUGUAGUUACGUACACGGGUGUAAAGGUAUCACUGAGUUUGACGCCGACACCGAACUGGAACUUGUGUUAUAAUACUGGAAACAUCAUGACGACGAUGCUCACAGACCCCGAUCUUUGUAUCGGCGUGGCUAACAUGGAACAUUUUCUUAGCGACCACCUCAGCGAUUUCCUAGUAGAAACGAGACCGUUCAACAUAAACCAAGGGAAUUUCGAAGAGGAAGCGAAAAUUAACAUUUUUGUUGGAUCACCUGCAUACCACGACUACUUCCCACACAAUUAUGGUUGUACAAUAUUGGUAGACUCUCUGGACGAUUUACAUAGCUGGCAGAAUAAACUUCUGACGGCACCGAUAUUAUUAGACGUACAAUGCAAAACAAUGCCAAAUGCAGACGAAUCUCCUCAUAUUGAAGAAGGAUAUUGGGCAGUUGUGGUGAACACUAGGAAUUCGCUUAUCAGAGAACUUAUGGAGCCUGGGUUCAAAGAUGCCGAAGCGGCAAUUAAGGAAGGCAGACGGUAUAUGCUAGAGUUCGAUUUUAGAGAGAGCCUAACAGACUGGUUUCGAAAGACUGUAAACCCACAUGUUAAGUGUUAUUUUGCAAAACUGAAGCUAACGAAUCACAUGUUCUUUGAAGACUUGAAUCGUAUGCUGUGUGGUUACGAAAAGUGGAUAGGGGUAAUACUUGGGAUCAUUUGCUGCCCGUGCAUCACAUGUGGAGUCUGUGUUAAUAUGAUCCGUGUUAUAAAUCGGCUUGAGAAACACAUCCACGUAACUGGCACUAUCAAAGCACUGAAGCUCACAGUCAGCAAGGACAAAGGUAACACAAGAUCAAGACUAGGACAGCGUACGAUAAGCGGUGGUGGAAUGAACCCGACAGACUCAUCGAGUUAUGGUGCAACAGAUGACGUGUCGACAAUAACUGAGACAACGAAACUUCUUGAAUAGCUGCGACAGAUAAUAGAUGUAUGUUACAGUGCAACAUUCCAUUCUGUACAACAAAGACUACACAGUGAAUCAAGAACCACCGU
Saccoglossus kowalevskii is the source of this 1291-nucleotide messenger RNA. RefSeq lists its product as uncharacterized. Lineage: Eukaryota; Metazoa; Hemichordata; Enteropneusta; Harrimaniidae. The record is from RefSeq and is a predicted model, not a curated record.